AUGGGCUCCAAAUCAAAAUCAAAUUCAAAGUCCCAACCAACUCCCCCACCAGGCGACUCUCCAUCCGACCUCAACACGUUGCUCAUCUCCCCCGAAUCGAACGGCGCCGCCCCUGAACCCAAUGGCCUCCCCAACGGCACCGAACCUACCCCAACCGAGGGGAAAGAAACCCUCGAACAAAUGGAAGCUCGCCACAUAAAGGAACAGCGCGAGCUGCAGUCCCGCAUCGCAAACAAGAAGCGGAACGCGACAAAAAAGACAAGAAACUUCAUAAACGACGAGUGUGCUCGAAUGGAGUGGGAGUUGCGAGACAGACAGCAGAGGGAAAUGGGGGAGUUGAGGAGGAAACUAGGGCUGUCUGAGGAGGCUGCGGAGCAGGAGGAUGAGCUUGUGGACGGUAUAAAGGAGGUCAAGCUCGACGAUGAGGUUCCUGCGCCGGCACCGGCGCCAGCACAGAAGCCUCAACCCGAACCGCAACAACAACAACAACAACAACAACAACAGCAGCAGCAGCAGCAGCAGCAGCAGCCCAAAAAGAAACGCAACCGCCACAAAGAACGCCUCGCCCGCAAACAAGCCCAGACCGAAGCUCUCAUGGCCCAAGCCGAAGCCGAAGCCGCCGCCAUGCCUGACCAGCGCGCGCGCGAACGCCAGGCCAUGCAGCCGGUUUUUGAUCUACAUGGUCUCGUCGAGCAACCGAUCGAGCCGGACGGGCACUGCAUGUUCGCGGCCAUUGCCGAUGCCCUAGCCGACCAGGCAAUCGAUCUGUACAAGGGCGUUGCGCCUCUACCGGAAGACGGAGAGGGGAAAAAGGAGCCGCCUUAUAAGAUUGUGAGAAGGGCAGCUGCCGAGAGGUUGGUUCGACACAGGGACGUAUUUGAGGGGUUUGUGGAGGGGGAUUUCGAGGAGUAUGUAAGGAAGAUACGGGAUACGGGAGAGUGGGGCGGGCAGGUGGAAUUGUUGGCGCUAGCGACGGCAUAUGGAGUUGAGAUUAAGGUUGUGCAGGAGGGGAGGGUUGAGACUGUGUCUCCAAUGGAGGGGGGUGACGAUGAGGAGAGAGAGACGAUUUGGUUGGCAUACUAUAGGCAUGAUUAUAGUCUGGGGGAGCAUUAUAAUUCGUUGAGGAGGAAGAGUGAUUAA
Thermochaetoides thermophila DSM 1495 is the source of this 1140-nucleotide messenger RNA. Its product is annotated as OTU domain-containing protein. Gene Ontology annotation, molecular function: cysteine-type deubiquitinase activity. Gene Ontology annotation, biological process: protein deubiquitination. The transcript has a single exon. The record is from RefSeq and is a predicted model, not a curated record. Lineage: Eukaryota; Fungi; Ascomycota; Sordariomycetes; Sordariales; Chaetomiaceae. The coding region runs from base 1 to 1140 and encodes 379 amino acids.